AUGGGGAGCGCGGGUGAGGAGGACAGGGAGGCUCGGAGCGAGGCGGCGUUCACGGACUCCGCCUCCGCCGACGGGAGCAGCUCCAGCUCCGACGCCGCGUCCACCGACGAGUGGCCACCCGCGGCGGCCAGGAAGCCGGGCGGCUGCGCCUCCGACACCGACGUGGCCAGGCAGCAACACAAGCACAAGCGCAGAGCACCAUCAGGUGACCACCGCCUCAUAUACUUUUACUCGCAGCAUCCUGGAUUCUCGGUGGUGAAAUUCUCUAAUGUGUGCGCGCCUUGUGUUUCGACAACAAAACUGACAGAGACGGAGAUGAUGAAGGAGCGGUUCGCGAAGCUGCUGCUCGGCGAGGACAUGUCCGGGAGCGGCAAGGGCGUCUGCACGGCGCUCGCCAUCUCCAACGCAAUCACCAACCUCUGCGCCACCAUCUUCGGGCAGCUCUGGAGGCUGGAGCCGCUCCCGCCGGAGAAGAAGGCCAUGUGGCGGCGGGAGAUGGACUGGCUGCUCUGCGUCAGCGACCACAUCGUCGAGCUGGUCCCCACGUGGCAGUCAUUCCCCGACGGAACCAGGCUUGAGAUCAUGACAACUAGACCACGGUCUGAUCUGUACAUUAAUCUUCCAGCGCUCCGGAAGCUGGAUCAUAUGCUCCUUGAAAUCCUGGAAAGCUUCAGAGACCCAGAGUUCUGGUAUGUUGAGCAAGGUAUUGCUGCACCAGAUUGCGACGGCUCUGCAUCCUUUAGGACGGCUUUUCACCGCCGUGAUGAGAAAUGGUGGCUCCCAGUGCCUCGUGUGCCUCCCGGUGGCCUUCACAAUAAAACAAGGAAGCAGUUCCAGCACAAACGUGAUUGUGCAAACCAAAUCCUGAAGGCUGCCAUGGCCAUCAACAGCAAUGCCUUAGCAGAGAUGGAGGUCCCUGAAUCUUAUCUUGACUCCCUACCAAAGAAUGGAAGGGCAACCUUAGGUGAUAUCAUAUACCGCUACAUAACGUCUGAUCAGUUCUCCCCUGAGUGCCUUCUUGAUUGCCUGGACCUAUCCACGGAGUACCAGGCCCUGGAAAUCGCAAACCGUGUCGAGGCGUCAGUGUAUGUGUGGCGCCGGAGGGUUGCUGCCAAACCAGUAAAUGGCUUGGGCCGAAGCAGCAGUGCUAGAUCAUCGUGGGGCAUGGUAAAGGACAUGAUGGUAGACUCGGAGAAGAGAGAGCUGCUAGCUGAACGAGCAGAGGGCCUGCUAAUAUGCUUGAAGCAAAGGUUUCCUGGGUUGACACAGACAAACCUGGACAUGAGCAAAAUUCAGUACAACAAGGAUGUGGGUAAAUCAAUCCUGGAGAGCUAUUCGAGGGUGUUAGAAAGUUUGGCUUCAAACAUCGUCACCCGCAUCGACGAUCUGCUGAACAUCGAUGAGCUGAACAGACACGCUGAACAUUUCACAGCAACAGGUGAUGCAGACUGCAAGAUUGCUUGCAGCCAGACUGCUGUUCCAUCCUUCCCAGUACCAGCCUCUGGCACACCAUUCAUGACGGCAUAUGCCACACCUAGCUUCUCGCCGGCACAAUUGGCAAGCCCAUCAAAGAAAGAGAGGACGUCGCUGACUCCAGGCAGACGGUCUCAGCAUAGUAGGGGUGCUGGCACAAAGAAAGGCUUGAUGGAUCAUGUCGGUACAGAAAUCAAGGGGAUGAUAAUCAGCAGCGGUAUGAUGAUCGAUGUCUCUACUACUACAGAGCUGUAA
Molecule: messenger RNA, 1728 nt
Organism: Miscanthus lutarioriparius
Lineage: Eukaryota; Viridiplantae; Streptophyta; Magnoliopsida; Poales; Poaceae
Source: the annotation of a GenBank genome assembly